AAAACCUGGAUAUUAAUGUAGUAAAGAGUCUAAAACCUGGACAUUAAGAGUCUAAAAUCUGGAUAUUAAUGUACUAAAGUCUGGAUAUUAAUGUACUUAAGUCUUAAAAACCUGGAUAUUAAUGUACUAAAGAGUCAAAAACCUGGAUAUUAAUGUAAUAAAGUCUUAAAAACCUGGAUAUUAAUGUAGUAAAGAGUCUAAAACCUGGAUAUUAAUGUAAUAAAGUCUUAAAAACCUGGAUAUUAAUGUACUAAAGAGUCUAAAACCUGGAUAUUAAUGUAGUAAACAGUCAAUAACCUGGAUAUUAAUGUAGUAAAGAGUCUAAAACCUGGAUAUUAAUGUAGCAAAGAGUCAAAAACCUGGAUAUUAAUGUAGUAAAGUGUUUUGUUUUUGGUAAUUCUUUGUCUGAACAGACUAAUUAUAUUGAUUAUAUUGACAUUUAUCCAGUGUAAUAAACUAAAGUGUAAAUGCUUUAUAGACACUUUAUAUCUGUUGGUCAAAGGUGUGUUGUCAUGGAGACCUUCUAAUCUUUGGGUGUAACCACACUGUAAAAAUACAUCCAAGUAAAAACAACUGAGAACAUCUCAAAUAAUCAUGAAAUAAUAUAAGUUUCUAAACCUCUGAGAUCAAAUAUCUGUGAAACAACAACAGGUAAAAUCUCUAAAGUCUCAGUAAAUGUUUCUAAAAUGUUGGAGUUUUAACGUUUUAAAGAACGUCAGCGUUUUACAGCGACGUGUUUUUACAACAUGUCAGCUGACUGGAUCGACUGAUGUGACUGGUUAAACUGUUUGAACUGGUUUCUAGACUGACCUCCUGAACGCUGCUGCUCAGACGAGAACAUGGCUCAGUCAGGAAUGAAUCUUUACUCACAGAGCAUCUCUUGUUCCAUCUGUCUGGACCUCCUGAAGGAUCCAGUGGCUCUCUCCUGUGGACACAGCUACUGUAUGAAGUGUAUUGAAACCCACUGGGAUGGAGAGGACCUGAAGACAACCUACAGCUGCCCUCAGUGCAGGAAGACCUUCACACAGAGGCCUGUCCUGGACAAGAACGUCCUGUUAGCAGAGUUAGUGGAGGAGCUGAAGAAGACUGGACUCCAAGCUGCUGCUGCUGAUCACUGCUAUGCUGGAGAUGAAGAUGUGUCCUGUGAUGUCUGCACUGGGAGGAAGAUGAAGGCUGUCAAGUCCUGUCUGGUCUGUCUGGUCUCCUACUGUGAGAAACACCUUCAACCUCACUAUGAGUCUCCAGCCUUUAAGAAACACCAGCUGGUGGAGCCCUCCAAGAACCUCCAGGAGAACAUCUGCUCUCGUCAUGAUGAGGUGAAGAAGAUGAUCCAUCCUACUGACCAUAAAGACCAGGGAGCAGCAGAAAGGAUGAGGAAGAAGCUGGAGGAGAGUCGACUGAACAUCCAGCAGAGAAUCCAGGACAGACAGAAAGACGUGAAGCUGCUUCAACAGGAGAUGAAGGACAUCAGAGUCUCUGCUGAUAAAACAGUGGAGGACAGUAAGAAGAUGUUCAGUGAGCUGAUCCAUCUCAUCCAGAACAGAAGCUCUGAGGUGGAGCAGCAGAUCAGAUCCCAGCAGGAGACCGAAGAGAGUCGAGUCAAAGAGCUUCAGGAGAAGCUGGAGCAGGAGAUCAGGGAUCUGGAGAGGAAAGACGCUGAGCUGAAGCAGAUUUCAGAUCUAGAAGAUCACACCCAGUUUCUCCACAAAUACCCCUCAGUGUCAGCACUCAGUGAGUCCAAACCUUCAUCCAGCAUCAACAUCCAACGUCCUCUGAGACACUUUGAGGACGUGACAGCAGCUGUGAAAGAGCUCAGAGGUAAACUAGAGGACGUUCUGAAGGACACCUGGACAAACAUCUCACCGUCAGAUGUUCUACCACCACAACCAGAACCACAACCAGCCCUAGAACCAGAACAAGAACCAACGACCAGAGCUGGAUUCUUAAAAUACUUCCAAGAAAUCACUCUGGAUCCAAACACAGCUCACACACAUCUGGUUCUAUCUGACAAGAACAGAAGAGUGACCUUAAAGGACUACCAGAACUUUCAUCCUGAUCAUCCAGACCGCUUCACCGACUGGUUCCAGGUCCUGAGCAGAGAGAGUCUGACUGGACGAUGCUACUGGGAGGUGGAGUGGAGAGGAGGAGGAGUUUACGUAGCCGUCACAUACAAGAACGUCAGAAGAACCAGGAGGUCUCGUGAAUGUGGGUUUGGACUCGAUGACAGGUCCUGGUCUUUGUACUGUGACGGCAGCAGGUACACCUUUUGGUACAAGAACACCAAAACUCCCGUCUCUGGUCGACCUUCCUCCAGAAUCGGAGUCUAUUUGGAUCACGGUGGCGGUAUUCUGUCCUUCUACAGCGUCUCUCAGAAGAUGAAGCUCCUCCACAGAGUCCAGACCACAUUCACUGAGCCGCUACAUGCUGGACUCUGGCUUUACAACUACGGAGACGCUGCAAAGUUCAUCGAUCUUCAAUAGACGGAAGCUGGUUAGAAUGUUUUAGUUUCCAGCUGAUUCAGUCUCCAUCACUGUAAGUCUGCAUCUAAAGAAUCUAAAACCUGGAUAUUACUGUACCAAAGUCUUAAAAACCUGGAUAUUACUGUACUAAAGUCUUAAAAAUGUGGAUAUUACUGUACUAAAGUCUUAAAAACCUGGAUAUUACUAUACUAAAGUCUUAAAAACCUGGAUAUUACUAUACUAAAGUCUUAAAAAUGUGGAUAUUAAGGAAUUAAAGUCUUUAAAACCUGGAUAUUAAUGUACUAAAGAGUCUAAAACCUGGAUAUUAAUGUAGUAAGAAGUCUAAAAUCUGGGUAUUAAUGUAUUAAAGUCUUAAAAACCUGGAUAUUACUGUACUAAAGUCUUAAAAAUGUGGAUAUUACUGUACUAAAGUCUUAAAAACCUGGAUAUUACUAUACUAAAGUCUUAAAAAUGUGGAUAUUAAGGAAUUAAAGUCUUUAAAACCUGGAUAUUAAUGUACUAAAGAGUCUAAAACCUGGAUAUUAAUGUAGUAAGAAGUCUAAAAUCUGGGUAUUAAUGUAUUAAAGUCUUAAAAACCUUGAUAUUACUGUACUAAUGUCAACCGUAAAAUAAAAAAAACAGACAAAAAACAUAAUGUCCUGAUCGAAAAUCUGAGUUUUUACAAAUACUAAUUUGUUCUUUUCCAAAAACUAAACAUUAGUUUCUAAAUUAGCAACAAAACCAACAACUUUAUUUUACAGAUAUUUGUUGUUAUUUGAAGGAAAAAAAUAGGAAUAUUUAGGAUCGAGAAAUAGUCAAGUUUCGACAAAUGUUGUAGUUUACAUAGAAAAAAGUCGACAAAACUGGAUUAAAAGUUUGUAUUUUUAAAGAAAUAAUUUGUUCUUUUACAACAUUAAAAAGUAAAAUUAAUUUUCACUAAAAUUUGUAUAUAUUUCCAGAUAUUUGCUGUUAUUUAAAAAGUAAAAUGUAAUUUAAGGCUUGAAAAAUAAUGUCAUCAGUUUAACAAAAAAUAAUUUGUCAAAAUUGCAAAAAAAAUUUAAAUUACAGGUAUUUCGUGAAAUUGCAGAAAAAACUAUCAAAAAAUAUAAAAAUUAUUAAAUAUGGGUUUUGCAAUGUGUUAUCAUAAAUUAUACUUUUUACUUGAAAUCCACUGAAAAUUACAAAAGUUUACAUGUAUUUGCUGUUAUAUGAAAGAAAAAAUAAGUAUAUUAAGGACUGAAAAAUUUAUAAUCAUUCAACUGUAAAUUUACAGAUUUUUUUGUUUUCCUGAAUUAGAAGGAAUAUUCAUUCAAAUCACAUAAAAAAAUUAAUUCACACGUUGUCCAAAAAAAACAUGCAAAAACUGUGAAUAAGAUGAUUUUAUUUUGAAGGAUUAUUCUGGUUCAUUUAUUAUUUCAUCAUCCUGAAUUUCCAAUAAUUUGUCUCUAUUACUACUCUGCUAAGAAAACAAAACAAAAACACAGAAAACUAAAAAAUCACUAUAAUUUUUGGAGCAUUUUACUGUCAUUUCACACAUUUGUCCUAUUUGGUUAAAUUCCAAAAAAUAAUCAUUAAAGUCUAGAAAAUAAGUACAGAUUUUCAUCAAAAGACAAAAACCAAAAAAAGAAUCAAAACAAACCACAAAUUUAAAUAAAAAAAAUAUGUAUUUUAAGAAAUAUAAUUUGUUGUUUUACAAAGAAUGUAUCACAAAUCUGAUUAUUAACAUGAAAUUGAUUUAACUGUGAAAAAACUUUAAAUUGAUGUACUUUAGUGUGAAAAAUCUCAUGUCUGAUGUCCUUAAAUACCUGGACAGAGUGAAAAAUAUACAAUAUACAAUACAAAAUUGUACAAUAUAAAUAAUUAUGUGUCUAUUAUUAUGGUUUUGUUGUCCAGUAGAAAAAUGUUAUUGAUUGCAGGUUAUCUGUCAUUUUUGUGAAUUAAAUAAUCACAGAAAUUAAA
Messenger RNA from Amphiprion ocellaris (clown anemonefish), 4418 nucleotides. Its product is annotated as tripartite motif-containing protein 16-like protein. Gene Ontology annotation, molecular function: protein binding. Lineage: Eukaryota; Metazoa; Chordata; Actinopteri; Pomacentridae. The transcript has a single exon. The record is from RefSeq and is a predicted model, not a curated record. Bases 840 to 2480 code for a protein of 546 amino acids.